Molecule: messenger RNA, 1893 nt
Organism: Anthostomella pinea
Lineage: Eukaryota; Fungi; Ascomycota; Sordariomycetes; Xylariales; Xylariaceae
Source: the annotation of a GenBank genome assembly
AUGGCUACAGCAGAGAUGUUGCCACCUACUUGGUCAUCUACGGAUGACGAUAGCCUCCGACUCAUCCUUGAUCUUCUGGCAGCAGAUGUCAGCGCUAUCACGUCUUCAUCGAAGGGAAAACAACCAAAAGGGCAACUGUCCGAUGAGGAGUUGGCUUUGCAGCUGUAUGCGGAAGAGGUGGAGGGUGCCGCGGUAUUUGCUUCGGAUCGAAGAAUGACCAGGAGCAUUCAGAGUGCAGUUCAGACGGACGCCGAUGCUCUCACUCAGUCCGAGCGCGAAGAACGCAUGGCCCAGAAUGACCACGACAUCUCGGCCUCCCUUUCGAGAGGUAUGCCCGAAACCGGCGUCGAACACGCUGCUGUUGAGAACCCCUCAGAGGCCGACAUGGAAAUAUGGGAGAAGCUUUCGGCUCUAUACAUUACGGGUAUCGAUGACUGUACGGAUGAGGAACCUGAUACCGAAGAAGUUGAUGCAGGACUACCUGGACAACCGGAAUGCUCGUCCUGGGCGGCUACUCGCCAGUCGAAGAAGGUUGCCCAAAGGCGGCCUUGUCAAGCUUGCAGAGACCCUAAACACUUCACGGAUCUUGCACGAGCUCCAUGCAACCAUGAGUACUGCCGUGCAUGCCUGGCACAUCUGUUUCAGGACUCCAUGUUGGACGAGACGUUGUUCCCACCACGAUGUUGCAAACAGCCGAUUUACACUGGAGAGGAACAGACUAUUUCUCACGGAGCAUUUGGACCUGCCCAUGCAGGUGACUGUCCGCAGGAUGGUGCUCUCCAAGCAGUUCUGGAUGUGGCAAGAGAGGAGAGAUGGCAACGGUGCUACAAAUGUUUCACCAUGAUCGAGUUGAACAUGGGCUGCUUCCAUAUGACUACGAGUAGCGUUGAAGGGCUCGACGAAUACACGGAACAUCAUUACAUGCUUCAGAGCAUGGGAAAGGAGCAUCAAGCAGACAAGCUAGGCAUCGACGGCGCCGAGCUCGUCACCACGGCGAGCCCCAGGGUCGGAAACCAACGGCUUAUCGGGGGGCUGAUCCAGAGGAUCCCGCACAUCAUCCGCGUCACCAGCGAUACCGAUAUCGUCCCCGCGUCGCCCCCGGGUAAGGGGUGGGUUCACACGCCUGUCGAGGUCUCCACGAAGCGUAACGAAGACGUCAAGACGAAACUCGAGGCCGGCCUCUGCUCGGACUUCAGGGGGAACCCCCCACCCCCAAAUCAGAGAGUGAAGGUCAAAUGCGCUGCGACAUCGCAUACUGCUCGCGCAGCUGCCAGAUCCGCGACUGGAAGGUCCACAAGGAGCGCUGCGCCCGCACUAAGCACAACGACACUACUCCCGGUGCCGGUUCCUCAGCCAAAGGCAAUCCGGGUCCCCGUCCAGGGCCUCGAGAAAGCCGUCAUCGCCGGCCCCUUUUCACACCUAGACCAGGGCACCUAUCUGUACGACCGGCCCGAGCAGGACGUGUACAAGCUGCUCAUCGACUGCUACCGCCUGCGCAUGGACGACAACCUCAAGUUCGACCGUGUCCUGGAGCCCGACUCUAUCUACCAGCAGCACGUCAGCUCCGGGCUUCCCGGCUUCCGACGAUUCGUCCGGAUGGCCCAGGCGAUUCUGCCGCCUUGGUGGAGCGAGGAGAAGCAGAAGGAGUGCGAGGCAUCGGCGACAGGAUGGAGUGACUUGGAUGUGAAGAUCCAGAAGGCGGACAUCAUUCGAUGUUAUGGGGACGAUCACUUUCCCAUGCAGUUGCGGUUCUUGGCCGAGGCGGUCUACGGAUCUGGACCAGGCGGGCAGGAUGGGACGUUCAUGAGAGAGCACAUGAUGGAGCGGGAAAGAGGCGAAUUCGACGGAACGGUGGUGUAUGUCGAUACGAGCGCGCGCAGACCUGAGGAGUAA